AUGGCAGUUCCGCUACCGUUGUUCACGGCCGUUGCAGCCGCCGGCACACUCCUCUUCAUAACGCAACAACAGGAAUGGACUAGGAAACUGGCUAUUGGGGCAUUUGCCGUCGUUUUUGGCAUCCAGAUGGUCAUCUACUCCAUCUACAGCUUGUUCAUAUAUCCCUUUUUCUUGUCGCCGUAUCGUCACUUGCCCAAGCCCCCCGGCGGCGAUUAUCUCUUUGGGCACACGAGACAGAUGGUAAAAGAAGGCCUGGGAACAACCGCAAGAAAAUGGAUCGCGUCGAUCCCCAACGACGGCUUCAUCCACAUUCGCUGGGCAUUCAACCGCGAAAUGCUUCUCGUCACGUCGCCGCAGGCGCUGUCGGAAAUCCUCGUCGCCAAAAGCUACGAGUUUGCCAAACCCCAGUUCCUCCGCGACACCCUGGGCCCCGUCAUCGGGCACGCCCUGGUCCUCGCCGAGGGGGACGCGCACAAGCUCCAGCGCCGCAACCUGAUGCCCGCGUUUGCGUUCCGCCACAUCAAGGACCUGUACCCGCUCUUCUGGCAAAAGUCGCGAGAGGUCGUACGGGUCAUGACGGCCGAGUGCGAUGGCCUGGGCGUCUUGAACAUGGAGGCAGGGGCCUGGGCGUCGAGGUGUACGCUGGACGUCAUUGGGACCGCUGGGCUGGGGAGGGACUUUGACGCCAUUCACGACGACCACAACGAGUUGGUGGAGACGUAUAUGACGCUUUCGCAUCCCUCCAAGACCGAUAGGAUCCUCAUGAUAUUGGCCGACUUUGCGGGCUUGUUUGUGCCUGUGAAGCCGUUUCUCAACGUGCCGUUUCCGAGACUGCGGCAGGUCCAGCGGUCAUCCAACAUGAUCCGCGAUGUUUGCCGGGACGUCAUCCAGGCCAAGAAGCAGAAGCUCGAAAAGGGCCAGCUCAACGACGUGGAUAUCGUGUCCAUAGCUCUGAGGAGCGGUGUAUUUUCGGAGGACGAGCUCGUCGACCAAAUGAUGACGUUCCUGGGCGCCGGGCAUGAAACGACCGGGUCGGCGCUGACGUGGGCGAUAUAUGCCCUGUGUCGGUUUCCCGACAUCCAGAGCCGUCUCCGUGACGAGAUCCGCGCCAACUUGCCGUCUGUCGAUGAAGAGACAGACAUUACCAGCGCGGACAUUGACAAGCUGCCCUACCUCAACGCCGUGUGUAACGAAGUGCUGCGAAUGUACAGCCCCGUGCCGCAAACCUUCCGCGACGCCGUCUGCGAUACCAGCGUGCUGGACCGCCGCAUCCACAAGGGCACGCGGCUCAUCCUCGCGGCAUGGGGCACCAAUGUCGAUACCGCGCUUUGGGGCGCCGACGCUGGCGAGUUCAACCCGGAACGGUGGUUAUCAGUCAACGACGGGGGCGAGCACUCGGUCAAAAGGGCCUCGCUGGGCGGAGCAAGCAGCAAUUAUGCCCUGUUGACGUUCUUGCAUGGGCCGAGGAGCUGUAUUGGGCAGGCGUUUGCCAAGUCUGAGUUUGCAUGCUUGCUGGCUGCGUGGGUUGGGCGGUUUAGAUUUGAGUUGAAGGACUCGAGGUUGAUGGAUGAGGAAAACAUGGUGUUUGAGCAGUUGGUCACGGUGAAGGCUGUGGAGGGGUUGUAUGUGAAAGCUACGGUUGUGCCGGGGUAUUGA
Molecule: messenger RNA, 1656 nt
Organism: Metarhizium brunneum ARSEF 3297
Lineage: Eukaryota; Fungi; Ascomycota; Sordariomycetes; Hypocreales; Clavicipitaceae
Molecular function (GO): oxidoreductase activity, acting on paired donors, with incorporation or reduction of molecular oxygen; heme binding; iron ion binding
Source: RefSeq, a predicted model, not a curated record